AUUUUCAAUUGUUGAGAUCAGGUUUCAACUGUGACAACUGGAUAUAGCCAGGCGUACACAUCUUCCAAUAUGUUGCAUGUAAGGGACAGAAGUACAUGGAUCUAUAUUGGGCUGAUAUAUCUUACAUAUUGGAUGUACAUUGGAGCGAAUGGUUUUCACCUCAAUACUAAAGAUUGUAAAGUAAAAACCAGCAAGUAUGAAAAGCUAUGUCCGACAGUGAAUAGCAAAUUGAAGGACUUGGAUCCGGGGAGUCACCACCACAAGUGUAAGACACACUGCAUCAUACAGAUACAUGAGUGCAUGUGCAGUCCAGAAGGCACAGAGAAGGAAUGCUGUGGCUCAGAAUUUUGCCUCAGAUGUUUAUUCCCACAAGCCAGAAACCAACACAAAAACUGAUGUAUGAGUCUCUACCUGGCAUAAGUGAACUUAAUACAACAUAAGUGAACUAUAAGGCCCUACCCAAUAUAUAUGAAAAAUACUCUCUCCAAUAAGUGAAUUAAAAGACCUUACCCAAUAUACUACAUUGUCAGUGAACUACAGGACUAUCCAACAAAGUGAACUACAAAAGUCAAAGCUCUACCCAGUGCAU
Molecule: messenger RNA, 589 nt
Organism: Owenia fusiformis
Lineage: Eukaryota; Metazoa; Annelida; Polychaeta; Sabellida; Oweniidae
Source: the annotation of a GenBank genome assembly